Ailuropoda melanoleuca (giant panda) is the source of this 847-nucleotide messenger RNA. It is a transcript of the gene TEX46, whose product is annotated as testis expressed 46. The record is from RefSeq and is a predicted model, not a curated record. Lineage: Eukaryota; Metazoa; Chordata; Mammalia; Carnivora; Ursidae. The coding region runs from base 120 to 608 and encodes 162 amino acids. The transcript has 2 exons.
GCUGGGAGAGGGAGGCUGGUUAUGACUCAGAGGAGGGGGCAGCCUCCUGUCAUGGAGGGUGACUGCCCUAGAGGGGUCACCAAGGCAGGGGCUUGGGGCCUGGGUGCCUCCAAGCCAUAAUGCUGGGGGAACUAAUGUCUCUUUUUAGGUAUCUCCAUGGGAUACUUGCGUCCUCAGGCACCGUAGGAGCACUGGCGGCUUGGCUGCUCAGCUAUAAGCCAGCCUUGUUUGGGUUCCUUUUCCUUCUGCUGUUGCUUAGCAACUGGCUGGUCAAGCAUGAACUCAAGCCCACCCCCCCAGAGCCCUCGCAGGAACAGGCAGAGAAACCAAAGCCUCCUGAGGCCAAACCCAACAGCUACGUCUUGAACACGAAAGAAGUCGAGAGACUGCACGCCUGCUUCGCCCUCCAGGACAAGGUCCUCGAACAGCUUAUGUUCAGUGAAAUGAAGCUGAAGGUCUUAGAAAAUCAGAUGUUCAUUGUGUGGAAUAGAAUGGGUCACCGCAAGAGGUCAAGCCGACAGCGGACUUUUCCCAUGAGGAAACACAGAAUAAGGAGACAUGACUCCAUUUUGUCCAUCGUCUCUGACUGUACUUCUAAUUCCCCCUAACGAGGUCAGAGAGACUGGGGUGGGCUGGCCUCUUCUGAUGUUACCUUUACUCAGUAAAACCCAGUCAGAGACUAUUCAAUUUUCUUAGUAAAUCACACCGGAGAGCAGGAUUGGAGGCUGACAGGCCAAUCACCUCUGGGAAAGAAAUCAAUACUCACUCCUUCAGCCACAUAAUGUUCUAAGAACGACCUGACCACCUUAACCCUAGUCUAGGACUCAGGGUUCAGUUGACCACCUUA